CAAUUGAAUUUCAAUUUCCCCUUAGGGGCUUAAUAUCUCCCCGCAUUUGUGCCAAGCCUUAUGUCAUAGAUAUUUCCCCAUUCUCUUUCUCUCUCUUCCUCUCUCCCAAACCCUAACUCCCGACCCCAUCCCCUCCCUUUCGGUGCGUCUUUCCCUGCAAUUUUCCUCGUUUUUUCUGCGAUUUUCUUCCUUUUCUAUCAAUUUCCGCCGAAAAACUGACCCGAUCGCGUUUCUGCAGAUUCCGUCAUGAAAGGAGGCAAGUCCAAAACUGAAUCUAAGAAGGCCGAUGCCAAGCUUGCUGUGAAGAAGGGCGCCGCCGCCACCAAGGGUAGCAGGAAAUCAAGCAAGGGGAAGGCAGCGAAAGACCCUAACAAGCCAAAGAGACCUCCCAGUGCCUUCUUCGUUUUCAUGGAGGAGUUUAGGAAACAGUUCAACAAGGAACAUCCUGACAACAAAGCAGUGUCUGCUGUGGGCAAAGCUGCAGGAGCAAAAUGGAAAUCGAUGUCUGAUGCUGAGAAAGCACCCUAUGUGGCAAAAUCUGAGAAACGAAAGGCGGAGUAUGAGAAGAGCAUGAGAGCCUAUAACAAAAAACAGGCUGAAGGACCUACUGGUGGGGAUGAAGAAGAAUCUGAGAAGUCAGUGUCUGAGGUGAAUGAUGACGAGGAUGAUGAGGAAGGCAGUGGCGAGGAGGAGGACGACGAUUAGGAAGUGCACUGCGCAUAGAAUUUAUGUAGGUUGUUCUGAUGACCAGAUCAUCUUUUGUAGAUGGUCUCAUCGUUUCCUGAUAAACAUAUUUCUUGCUUCCAGAAAAUAUUUCCCUACUCCCUCCCGUAAAUUUGUUUUGUCUAUCCAAAACGUGAAUAGUUUAAAGAAGGGAGUUGAUCUUUAUUUGUACUUUUAAAUCCAACUGUUUAGUUAAGGGGUGUUUAUCUUUUGUAGAGCUUUAGUUUGAUUUAGUUUUUCUUGAUGAAAUCUGGUUACGCUUGUAUCAAUAUAAUUGGCUUAUCAUUCCUUUCUGCUGUAUCAUGCGCUGUAUGUGUGUUUCAA
Abrus precatorius (Indian licorice) is the source of this 1047-nucleotide messenger RNA. RefSeq names its product HMG1/2-like protein. The record is from RefSeq and is a predicted model, not a curated record. Lineage: Eukaryota; Viridiplantae; Streptophyta; Magnoliopsida; Fabales; Fabaceae. The transcript has 7 exons. The coding region runs from base 247 to 705 and encodes 152 amino acids.